AUGGACAAAGAUCUCGACAACGCGAAUCCCACCAUCUUGAGCGCGGCACAGCUGCCAACGCGCCAGGUCAAAAGGAUAGUGCCGAGGAAGGGCCCAGAUGCCAAAUAUAACGACAUAAUUCUAGCCAAACCAGCAUAUCUGUCACAGCCAUUUUGCGAUGACGACUCAUUAUGGCCUGAUGGGGACGUUGUCAAUGACGACUAUGCUGAAGAGCCCAUCGAUGAGCAGGAGAUUUACGACUUGAUAUCAACCAUCUCUGACCCAGAACACCCCCUCUCUUUGGGACAGCUGGCGGUCGUCAACCUGCCCGACAUUCACAUCAGCCCAUCUCCCUUGUCAGGGCCGUUAGACCCCAAUGCGCUGGUCCAGGUACUGGUUGACUUAACGCCGACGGUGUCGCAUUGCUCCCUUGCCACCGUUCUUGGUCUGGGUGUUCGAGUCCGCUUGGAGCAAGCGCUUCCCCCCAACUACCGCGUCGAUGUCAGGAUCAAGGAGAAUGCGCACGCCCAGGAUGACCAGGUCAACAAGCAGCUGAGUGACAAGGAACGUGUUGCGGCCGCCUUGGAGAACGACACCUUGAGGGGCGUUCUAGACAAGAUGCUCGAAACCUGUGUAUGA
Messenger RNA from Colletotrichum truncatum, 618 nucleotides. RefSeq names its product cytoplasmic protein required for cell. Gene Ontology annotation, biological process: iron-sulfur cluster assembly. NCBI's taxonomy places the organism in Eukaryota, Fungi, Ascomycota, Sordariomycetes, Glomerellales, Glomerellaceae. The record is from RefSeq and is a predicted model, not a curated record.